UCGAAAAUAUUCAGUUUGUCGUCAAGGUUCAAGCAUGAAAGGCAUAAAUCUAAAAAAUUCCGCCAGCAGCAAAAGCUUCAAAGAACGUGCUAAAAAAUACAAACAAACAAAUUUAAAUAAUUCCGAAUUUCAGCAUAUCGUUUAUGUGUCCUGGAAAAGGGGUAAACACGAUCUGGGCUCCCUAAUUAAAGGUCGUUAUUUUGUGGAAGCCCCGUUUGGCAAUAAACAAGACUGGCUGGGCUGGGAUAUAAGAAAAAAGCGCGCUUGUCUCAUAAAACCCAAAAAUAUCGACCAAUAUGAUAACACCUUUGAAAAUCCAAAGACCAUUAAACCCAGCAAGAAACACAAAGUUAAAAGUCUCAAUUUGGCUAAGCUCGAGUUCGAAGAUGCCAAAAGUCUAGGAAAACCCGAGCCCAAGGGGAAAUUGAGCAAUUGUCAAACUGAUCUGGCGAUACAGGAUGACCAGCAUAAUUUUCGAAAACCAAUGCCCAAGACAGUCGCAAGCAGAACAAACAUAGCUAGCACCGCCCAGAUGCAGGCGAUGAAAAUUGUAAACAUUCCAUGCGAUAGCUUCCCCAAGUCGUGUGUGAACGAAAGGCCAAAAAGUGAAUGGGGAUUCCCCCCAGCACUUCGGAGUGAUGUGUGCAAGAUUCAAAAGCCCGAGAGUUGGGACGUGACUGAGGGUGGGUUCAAAAUACUGCCACCUCCGCGAGCUGCUGCGUCCAAGGCCAAGUCUAAGAUGCAAAAAAGUGAAAGCUGGGAUGUCACAGGGGGUGGUGUCAAUAUUUUGCCGGUGCGCCAGAGCAUGGUCAAGGCCAAGGUUAACGAAACCCCAACUGCAAUAUCUGCGGAAGGUGAAGCUGGGUUGGCCAGAGCUCCGAGCAGCGACAGUUGGGAUGUUACGCAAGGUGGACUCAAGAUUCUGCCGAUGCCCCGCGGCUUUGCGUCCAAACCAAAUCUGAACGAGACCCCAAAUUGGGACAUCUCGGAAAGUGAAAGCGAAUGCUCGCCAACCCAUUCUAGUGGAAAAAUGUUGCCAGUUCCGUUCAGCGACAUGCGCGAUCCGAAGGAAACGCCGCGUUACGAGGUGAGCAUGGAGGAGACCGAAAAUGCAGGCGUCACUCCCAGAGGGAAUGUGCAAGAUGCUACUGGGCGCAAUUGUCCAAUUCCUCCAGGCGAAACUCCACGUUGGCCCAUCAUCCAAAGCAUCCGUGAGACGUUGCCCAAUGAAUCGUAUCGUUCGCCCACGGUGAGCGAUCUGCCCAGCUGGUAUAUGACCAAGCACGGCAAGAAGAGUGCCACAGUACGAAUCGGGGACUUGCUGCACGAACGUUAUUAUAUUUUGAGCAUCAUAACGAUCAGCCAUCUGGCAUCCGUUUGGCUCUGCUGGGACUUGAGGAGCAAGUGCAAUGUGGUCAUGAAAAUGGCGGACACAACAGGAAUGAGUGUCCAGUUGAUUUACGGCGAGAUAAAUACGAUUAAAUCCUUGCAUGCAUUCCAACCAAAGGAUCCGCGUCUCGACAACAUUGUACGCGCUUUGGACGGCUUUCAGCUGACCAGAUCGCGUACCGCACAGCCCUGCCUGAUACUCGAGGCGAUGGACACAAAUCUGGCCAAAUAUGCUGAAAGCCAUGAUGGAGCUAUGAUACCUCUGGAGCUGCUCAAGUGCAUUACACGCCGCGUUCUGUCUGGUCUGGAGUAUUUACACAGUGUGGGAGUUGUGCACGCAGACAUUAAGCCGGAGAACGUCCUGGUAACCGCCUGCAUGCUAAGCAAUUGCGAGAACUGUCCAGACAAGCGGAAAGUGUGCUCCAAGCUGCACAUAAAGAUUGCCGACUUUGCGAAUUCCUCGGGCAUGAACGGUUGCAUUGCGGGCGAGAUCCAGACGCGUGCCUAUCGCUGCCUGGAAUCGAUAUUGGGCUCGGAUUGUGGAACGCCUUCCGAUAUCUGGAGCGUGGCCUGUAUGGUCUUUGAGCUGGCCGUUGGCAAGUUUUUGUUUGCGCCAAAUUAUGACAAAACCAUUUCGCCCGAAGAGCAUCAUUUAGCUCGCAUCAUCGAGCUGCUGGGCCCCAUACCACAUCAGAUUGUGUUCCGGGGCCGUGAUGCAUUGCGCUAUUUCAAUCCGUACGGCAAGCUGCUCAACAGCAUCGGCAUAAAGCCCAAGAGCCUGGUGGAACUGCUGAUGGAUGAACACAAUUGGUGCAAACUGAAUGCCAUGGUCUUUGCCUCAUUCCUGACGCCCAUGCUCGAGUACGAGCCGAAGAAACGCGUCACCGCCACCAGGUGUCUGCAGCAUCCCUGGCUGAUAUAAAUGAAAGGGCAUUCCCGAGAACCCAAAUGGAAUUACAGCAUUGACAAUGCCCUGCGGUGCUUUUGUUAGCUUCCUCGCUGCUGCGUGUCAUUAUUUAAUGAACAUAUAAUAAAGGCUACACUGGAACGAGUAA
This is a messenger RNA of Drosophila virilis, 2444 nucleotides long. RefSeq lists its product as uncharacterized. Lineage: Eukaryota; Metazoa; Arthropoda; Insecta; Diptera; Drosophilidae. Gene Ontology annotation, cellular component: nucleus; cytoplasm. Gene Ontology annotation, molecular function: ATP binding; protein serine/threonine kinase activity. The record is from RefSeq and is a predicted model, not a curated record. Gene Ontology annotation, biological process: spliceosomal complex assembly; peptidyl-serine phosphorylation; regulation of mRNA processing.